Molecule: messenger RNA, 825 nt
Organism: Fusarium sp. VM40
Lineage: Eukaryota; Fungi; Ascomycota; Sordariomycetes; Hypocreales; Nectriaceae
Source: the annotation of a GenBank genome assembly
AUGAGCUGCCAACGAAGAGGUCCUUGGUCCCAGCAAGAAGAUGUCUACCUGAUGGAUCUUGUCAAAACACACGGUGCUCUCAACUGGGUCCGCAUUGCCACAACUCUGGGCUCAAGAACACCAAAGCAGUGCCGUGAGCGCUAUCACCAAAACCUAAAGCCUUCUCUCAACCACGAGCCAAUCACACCUGAGGAGGGCCUUCUGAUCGAGCAACUUGUACAGGACAUUGGAAAACGCUGGGCCGAAAUUGCACGCCGCCUUCAUGGCCGUAGCGACAACGCUGUCAAGAACUGGUGGAACGGCAGCCAAAACCGACGCAGAAGAUCCGACCGUCGACGUGUUGGGCAGAGUCACGAUGAUUAUUACCACCACAUGAACCGCUCCGGACUUUCUAUCUCAACACCAGCCUAUCCCAUGCAUGGAGGCCAUCCGUCGCCGCUUUCACGCCAGGCCAUCCGUCACCCAAUUCCCUCGUGGGUUGAAGCCCCUCUACCUUCGCCAUGCUCCUCCGACUCUGCCGAGUCCGAAAUUGGAUCCAACUACACAACCUCACCCUCUCACCAAUCUCUUCGUCUCCACAUGCCUGUCGAGCUACCGCCACUGCGUAGCACACAUGUCCCUGUCCAUGUUGACCCCAGACUCCCUAGCCUCAACACAGUGGCCUCUCCGUACUAUCAAGACCGACCUGAGUACCAACCCAGGUUGUCGGCACCAUAUGUUCCUCAAGAGCAGCUACCCACAGCACCCAACUCACCUGUACAACAUCAAUCGCAGCCUAGAAAGGUGCAGGACUCUCGUAUGAACCUGUCUUCUCUUUUGGACUAA